This is a messenger RNA of Cryptotermes secundus, 3347 nucleotides long. Its product is annotated as thiamin pyrophosphokinase 1. Bases 575 to 1390 code for a protein of 271 amino acids. Gene Ontology annotation, biological process: thiamine diphosphate biosynthetic process; thiamine metabolic process. The transcript has 5 exons. Gene Ontology annotation, molecular function: thiamine binding; thiamine diphosphokinase activity; ATP binding. NCBI's taxonomy places the organism in Eukaryota, Metazoa, Arthropoda, Insecta, Blattodea, Kalotermitidae. The record is from RefSeq and is a predicted model, not a curated record.
UGGUUCUAAUUUCUGUCCAGCAGUUGUUUUGGUACUUGUUUGUUCUCAUACUCUGGACAGUGAUGCCAUCUGCACGCGUAGUGAAGUUUCAGAAAGAACUGGGAUGGAUAGACAGUGCUUUAGAACUCGCAACAAAAGUAUCAAAAUUAUCAAGAAGUUGCACUCUCCUCACGCUCCUCGCUGUAUAGUUUUCCAGUACUCUGACGUGGUGCGUUAGGCAAAUCAAAAUGCUUUAUAUAAAAGCAAACAUUCAUAAAUAAACCCAAAAUCAGUUCGGAAGACUUGUGUAGGGUACAAUUUUAUGACGUAUGGUAACUUUGUUCAUUUAUGUCUUCACAUUUUAGUGUAUUUUCCUUAUACAGAGUGAAAUGCACGUCAGUGAUGUUGAUAGUACAACUUGGUGUCUCAAUGCUUUAAGCCAGUGCGUAUAAACCGGUCGUGAUUUUAGAAAUGUGUUGAUAGUGUUGUUUUCCAAGUUCCACAAAGUAGCGGGAUAUUAAACUGCCGACCACGCCAACCAUACACCAUGGAGCAAUGUGUAACAAUAGACAUUUCAUCUUUUCACUGAACGUGAAUGAACUACGACAUGGUUUUGGGCGUAGGAUGUGUAGGAAUGAAUGCCUCAGUUGCAGUGAACAUGUGGAAUCCUAACAAUAUAUUGGACGUCGGAAGGAACUUAUCGUUUCGCUUCGGGCUACUUAUUCUGAAUCAGCCAAUAAAUAUUCAGAGGGAUUUCAUGCUUUGUUUAUGGAACAGAGCUUCUGUGAGGGUAGCAGUGGAUGGUGGCGCAAACUGCUGGUUUCAUUUUCUGCAGGGUACAGACUGUGUUGUACCAGAACUUGUGACAGGCGAUUUUGAUUCCAUAAAGCAAAAUGUUAUUUCAUAUUUUAGAAGCAAAGGUUCUGAAUUUAUUGCAACACCAAAUCAAGAUGAAACUGAUUUCACUAAAGCUCUGAGAGAGAUUCAGAGCAUCAUAACAAGCCAGAACUUGCAGCUAGAUGGUGUAAUUGCAGUAUGUGAGACAGCGGGUCGGCUAGACCAGAUUCUGUCAAAUUUAAAUACCUUGUACAAGGCAAAAGACAUCUUGGGAAAUAUUCCAGUGUAUCAGUUGGCUAGAGACUCGCUAACAUGGCUGCUUAGACCUGGAUCACAUCAGAUAAAUGUCGGAGAUGAAAUUGUGAAGAAACGUGGAUGGUGCAGCUUAAUUCCUCUUGGUGCAGGAGUUGAACAUGUUACUACCACAGGCCUCAAAUGGAAUCUUAAUAAUCGACUGAUGGAGUUUGGGGGAACAGUGAGCACUUCAAACACGUACAGUGGUGAUCCAGUGAUAACAGUCAAGACGAGCGGCUCCUUAGUAUGGUGCAUGGGCCUUUGUGAUGAUGAAACUUAGCCUCUUUUUGUGUGGAGAUGUAUGUGAAGAUUGUACUUUCAUUUGCAAUUUAGGUUGUAAGAAAAAGACUUGCAUCAGACCUGCAAAGAGAAUGGAUUUAUCCAUGUGAAAUUCUUUAUGAUGCAUUACGUAUAAUACCAAAAUGGCAGAAAUAUCAACAUCUUUUUUAAAAGGUAACAUUAGAAUUAUUUUAUUAGUUUUAAUGAAAUUGUUCCAUGUUUGAUUUCUUCCUUGCAAGAUUUGUAUCUUCAUGCCUUCUGAAGUUGCUUACUGAAAUUAAUUUUCUGUAUACAAUGCAAGAGGUUCCUGUCCACAAUGUUUCUUCACCCAGAGUAUUCAAAUUGUCAUCAUUGUCACCACCACCACCAUCAUCUUCAUAGAUUGGGCCACACACGGUCUGUUCUGUCCUCUUGAAGAGUAUGCUGAUAUCAUUCCAGUAUUCAUAUUGUUUGGUACCUUAAGGGUAUUUUUAACCCAUUUAAUGUUUCUCUCAUGAAAACCCAUUUUAAUGUUUUCAAAUAUUGAACUCCUUUAAAAGCAAAAUAUUGUCACUGUUUACAUGUGUUACUAGAUAGGCUAUUUAUUGGCCACUUACACCGCUCAGAAGUACAAGUAAUUACAGCACUAUCACUAAUCAACACACUCUACAAAUCACCACGGCACGUGCUAAGCCAUUUUCCAGCCCUCUGUGUCUUCAUCAGUUCCCUCGCAAUGGCUUCUAGCAGUGGAAAUUCUUCAGCUUCACAUGCUCAGGUUCUGUCUUCACAGCCUCCCAUGCAGAACUCAACUGACUACUAAUUAACUAACUGCCAGGCUGGUGGCCCUUUCACACCAAUCUCCUAGUCUUCUCUUCACAGGCUGACUUUCAACUAACAACUCAUUGGGUCACCCCAGUUGUGUGCUAGAUAACUCCUCAUCAUGGACCACAUAGAAAACACCCCCGCAUCCAUUGUUGUAGUCCAGCUGUUGCAGCUAUCAAGCAAGGGUUGCAUAACAUGGUUUCCAACAGCAAAUCUAAUGUUGUAGAGAAGUGUUUACUGCUUUGGAAGUCUUUGCCUCUCAGUGGGUCUAUACACCACAAUAUCACAAUAUGUUUCAACCUGCAGGGCGACCUUUACUUAACUCUUGUAGCAUAAGUCAUUCCAUUGUGUAAAGCUUAUUUUGGUUAUUACCUUUAGCACAGUCUAAACAAACACGGUCAGUUAAUCCUUCAAAGAUGUGCUAAAAUAGCACAUGUCUGCCCCUACACGUUGCAAGUCCCUGCUGUUCCAGUAUUCUCUCUAGUUCUUCAUUUCUUCUUUCCAUAUUACUGUAAGCCUCAACUUGGUAAAUAGUUGUUAAUUGAUCUAGUCUCACUUUUUAAUAAUAUUACAAAGUUUUGUAGCUUUUGAGGGCUGUAGAUGCAUGCUGCAAUUCACGCAUUCCAAAGAUGUUUUCACUGCUGUUUCCAUGUGAGGUGCACACCUUUCAUGAUCUACCAGGAAGUUUUUUUUUCCCAAUAAGUUGGAACAUACCUUGGAAAGUGCUUAUGUUUUGUUAAAAAACAUACUGCUUAAAAACUAAGUAAACAGUGUUUACCCCCAUUUCAAACCCUUAGAAAUAAACACUGAAAAAAAUAAAAAAAAUCUCUGUGCAAAUACUUGUAAUUACACAAAGAUAUCAAAUUAGUUUCUGUAAUUAUUAAUGACAUAUGAAAUAAGAAUUGAGAGAAAUAUAGCCGAGAAUGAAAGAACUUUCAGUGCCAGUAACAGUGUGGCUUCAGUCUCUGUUCAUUAUGUGACGUCAGUCACCAAAGAUUGUAGUUGCACAGUAACAGUUUAAUGAGUAUAUCGUCACAUGUGUGAGUGACUAUAGAUGGGAUUUGAAUUGGUGGCUCAGUUUGUUGACCACUUACCCACAUAACGUGUAACUACAUGCAACUAUAAUAGCCCUACUGGUAUACACACUCUAUAGAUCA